This is a messenger RNA of Oxyura jamaicensis (ruddy duck), 4427 nucleotides long. It is a transcript of the gene SLC26A4, whose product is annotated as solute carrier family 26 member 4. The transcript is spliced from 20 exons. Bases 591 to 2930 code for a protein of 779 amino acids. NCBI's taxonomy places the organism in Eukaryota, Metazoa, Chordata, Aves, Anseriformes, Anatidae. The record is from RefSeq and is a predicted model, not a curated record. Gene Ontology annotation, cellular component: membrane. Gene Ontology annotation, molecular function: secondary active sulfate transmembrane transporter activity; chloride transmembrane transporter activity; oxalate transmembrane transporter activity. Gene Ontology annotation, biological process: transmembrane transport.
UGUCUCGUCCCCUCAGGCUUGCCUUAACAGUGAGGGACAAGCACUUUGUGUCCUUGAGCAGAUGGCUGAGGGCCACCACCCUCAAGGAGCUAGCCCUCAGGGUGAUGGCUGAAGGAGGGGGGGACGAGAUUUUUCACCUGGGAGACAUGGGGCGGCCGUCAGUAGGCUCUGUGCGUGUGCCCAGAGCCCGGCUCCACACACGGGGAGGAAUUCCCCCACACACAACGCCCCUACUUCGAAAUGCAGCCCCUCGAGUGGACGAGACAGGGGCUGGGGGUGGGAAAUGGCCGCGGGGCUGGGAGGGUCGCCCUGGGGAGCGGCCGGCCCGGGGCAGGGCUUGCGAAGGAGCCUGGGGGUGGUUGGAGGCGUCUCCCGGGCCAGCCCGGAGCCGGCUGUCGGUGUUUCCCCAUAAAUAACCGCGGCCGGGCCGUAUAAAUGCUGCGGCUCAGGUGGGGACCCGCCGCUUCAGGACGCGGACAGCGCCGCGCCGCGGGGCCGAGCCCAGCCCAGCCCGGGACCGAGCGGGGCCGCCAGGGGGUGCCGGAGCGGGGACCGGGCUCCGCUCGCCGCCCGCCACCUCAGGCGGGGUCAUGGCAGCGGGCGAGCGGGCGGCGGAGCCGCUGGCGGAGCUCAGCCACUACGUGGUGGCGCGGCCCAUCUACAGCGAGGCGGGCUUCCAGGAGGAGAACGAGCGGCGGCCGCCGCUGCCGCCCACGCUCCGCGAGCGGGCGCAGGCAGCCUGCAGCUGUUCGAGAAAAAGGGCUUUUCAGAUCACCAAGUCCUUCCUGCCCAUCCUGGAGUGGCUGCCAAACUACCGCGUGAAGGAAUGGCUGGUCAGCGAUAUCAUCUCAGGGGUCAGCACCGGCCUCGUCGCCACCCUGCAAGGUUUGGCAUAUGCUUUGCUGGUGGCAGUUCCUGUUGGAUACGGUCUCUAUUCUGCCUUUUUCCCCAUCCUGACAUACUUUUUCCUGGGAACAUCAAGGCACAUCUCAGUUGGUCCAUUCCCUGUAGUCAGUUUGAUGGUGGGAUCUGUUGUAUUGAGCAUGGCCCCCGAUGAUAAUUUUCUCAUAGAUGGCAGUAAUGCUACAGGGAUUAAUGGUACUGGGAUGCUGAUAGACACAGAAUCCAGAGAUGCACAGAGAGUGCUGAUUGCUAGCACCCUCACAUUUCUCGUUGGAAUUUUACAGGUAAUAUUUGGAGUCCUUCAGAUUGGUUUCAUUGUGAGGUACCUUGCAGAUCCACUAGUUGGGGGAUUCACAACUGCAGCUGCUUUUCAAGUGUUUGUGUCGCAACUGAAAAUAGUCCUAAAUGUUUCAACUAAAAACUAUAAUGGUGUCCUUUCCAUAAUAUACACUCUUAUUGAAACCUUUGAAAGAAUUGGUACCACCAACAUUGCAGAUCUUAUUGCCGGACUCCUCACCAUUUUUGUCUGCAUGGUAGUUAAGGAAAUAAAUGAUCGAUUCAAACACAAGAUUCCUAUACCGAUACCAAUAGAAGUUAUUGUGACAAUAGUAGCCACUGGCAUUUCAUAUGCUGCCGACUUCGAAAAAAAAUACAAUGCAGGCAUUGUUAAGAGCAUUCCAAGAGGAUUUUUGCCUCCCGAACCUCCAGAUGUCAGCCUGUUUUCCCAGAUGAUAGCAGCCUCCUUUUCCAUCGCUAUUGUUGCUUAUGCUAUUGCUGUAUCUGUGGGGAAAGUAUAUGCAACCAAGUAUGACUAUGCUAUUGAUGGAAACCAGGAGUUUAUUGCCUUUGGGAUCAGCAACAUUUUUUCUGGUGCCUUUUCUUGUUUUGUUGCAACGACUGCUCUUUCACGGACUGCAGUCCAAGAAAGUACUGGUGGAAAGACUCAGGUUGCUGGUAUAAUCUCAGCUGGGAUUGUUUUGAUUGCCAUUGUUGCCUUGGGGAAAUUGCUAGAGCCCUUACAAAAGUCUGUGUUGGCAGCUGUAGUCAUAGCUAACUUGAAAGGGAUGUUCAUGCAAGUGUUUGAUGUUCCCCGUCUGUGGAGACAGAAUAAAGUGGAUGCUAUGAUCUGGGUUUUUACAUGUGUAGCAUCCAUCAUUCUGGGACUUGAUUUGGGACUGCUUGCUGGCCUUUUGUUUGGAUUGCUGACAGUUGUGCUGAGAGUUCAGUUUCCUUCAUGGGGUGGCUUUGGAAACAUUCCUGGCACGGACAUAUACAAGAAGGUCAAGGACUACAAAAAUGUUGUAGAACCAGAAGGUGUGAAGAUCCUCAAGUUUUCAAGUCCAAUUUUUUAUGCUAACAUUGAUGGACUGAAAAGUAGCCUCAAAUCCACAGUGGGAUUUGAUGCAGUCAAGGUAUAUAAUAAGAGACUCAAAGCACUAAGGAAGAUACAAAAGCUUAUCAAGAAGGGGAAACUGAAAGCUACUAAGAAUGGCAUCAUCAGUGAGCCUGGCAUAACUAAUGAAGCUUUUGAGACUGAUGAGGAACCUGAAGACAACGAAGAUAUUCAAGUUCCCAGCAAAGAAGUAGAGAUCCAGGUGGACUGGAAUUCAGAUCUUCCGGUCAAAGUAAACAUCCCCAAGGUGCCAAUCCACAGUCUCAUUCUUGAUUUUGGAGCAGUAACCUUCUUGGAUAUUGUAGCUGUGAGAUCAAUAAAAACGAUAAUUAGAGAGUUUGAGAGAAUUGAUGUGAGAGUGUACUUUGCUUCAUAUCAAGACAACCUUAUAUCUCAGCUGGAACGGAGUGCCUUCUUUGAUGACAUUGUCAGAAAAGACAUAUUUUUCUUGACUGUCCAUGAUGCUGUGCUUUACAUAAGGAAUCAGAUGACAUGCAGUGACAACCAGGAUCCCAUAUUUGAGAAGAUUUCACUUAUGCAGGAGUCUAAAGAACCUAUAGAAUUCACAGAAACAACCCGGCCUGAUGACGAGCUUGAUGUUCAGGAAGAGGCUAUGCGCAGACUGGCUUCCUGAAGAGGGGCUGCUGGGACUGUCUUACCUGUGAAUUCACAGCAAUAUUUAUGCACCGGUACUAUAUACGCAUUUUCUGCAAUGAAACCAAUCUUGGCACUUGAAGAAAACCGAUUCUUAGUCUGAAUGAUACGGAUCUCUAGAAAUCUCCAAAUUUUAGCUAACGUUAUGCCUGAAAUAUUCUGGACCUUGAUUCAGCGAGCACUUUCCAAUAUGAUAUCUUGAUAAAAAAAUCAGAAGACUGUUAUGAAAGAUGUACUCAGUCCGGGGACUAGUCAGGCAAAAGGUACAUUACGCUGCUAUGUCGGUGAGUACAGGAAGAAAAGCUGCAUUGUGCUCCACCCAGGGGAGUUGAAGAGACCAAGAUCUUUGGAUUGCAGGCGUUUUGUUAUGUCUUUGUACAACGACUAGCGAGAGGGCAGGAGUUCUAGCUGGCCAAGUUUUGGCAAUUCUAGAAGAUUUGUGUGACCUUCCUGAAAAAUCUAUCUGCGUUGUUCUUUCCAAGCAAUUCCUUAAAUUGCUACAGGUUGUUGGAUAGCUGGUUGGAGAGCAGGUGACAGGUGGAACAGCCACAUGAACAGAAAACUGCACUGAACUACUAAAAACUUUAAAUAGACUAAGUUUCAAUAGUAAAGAUAUUUGGAUAGGGGCUUAUUAGCUUUGUAUUAAUCCCACUCUGGCAGAUCAUGCACUACUGUUAAUGACCAUCCCUAAAAUGAAGCAUACACAGCAGACUGUUUUGGCUAGUUUACACAUCUUUCAUCAAUAGGCAGAUGAUGAUGCAGCUUAGAUUAAUAAAAAUCUUAGUUCCCAAGUACUUAACGGAAUCCGUGCAACAGGCUGCUACUGAAUGCAAGUAAGAGUCAGAAUGUGACCAACUGUAGAGGUUUUUUUAAAUUAAAUAUAGGAAAAUAAUUAGUUUAAUGAAUAGUUCUAUUUUUAUAUAGUGUAUUUUUUCUUUUAAUAUUCUACAUCAGACUGCUGCUGUUCUUUUGCAGGAAAUGUAUAGGCAUUUGACAGUCCAUAAUGCACAAGUGCAAUAGUUUUCAAACGAUAAAGGAGUUGAAGUGCACAACUUUAAUCCUUGUUUUAGAAGUAUAUAAAAUAGAUAUGCAAUAAGUCAAUGUUCUUAAUUUUCAUGAAAAAGAAGUGGAUGGAAAAUGGACUGCUACCUUAAAUAUUUUAGCACUAUAUUUUUAAUGGAAAAAAAAUCUUGCAUGGUGAGGGAAUAUAUAAUAAGAAAAGUAUAUGAAAUGUCUGGUAUAAGGGCCCUUUUAUAUUUAAGAUUCACAAUUUUGGCUAAAUAGCAUCAGUAUGUUCACAUACUUGCGUCUCCUUACUUGAUUCCAUCAGAGAAUUUUUCCUGUAUUUCACUGCACUGAGAUUUUUUUUUUUUUGCUGCAAGUAAAGUUAAUGGAAAAUCUCAGGUGAAAAGCUAAGCACUGAAUAAAUUAUCUGCCCUAAAGACCUGAGUGAACUCCAUUAAAAUCAGUGAAAAAA